AUGGCGGUCAUCAGUGAAGCGGAAGAAAUUCCUGCCGCUUCAUCGCCCACUGUGCCGCCGCUCUCGACCGAGUCCCUGCCCACCGAGACGCCACAGUCGCCGGGUCUGCACUCCGGGCCGGUUCCAGGGUCCCCCCCGGUUGAGACCACCCGGCCAGCGGCCAUCAUCCCGCCCGGGGCCAGCAGCUUCCCGACCCCGCAGAUGGAGCCCCUGCCGGCGGUCACCGCCAACAACCCGCCCAAGGGCGUCGAAGAUGACAUGCUCGAUUCCGGUGGUCUCCUGUCCAUCCGCAUCAUCAAGGGCAAGCGCCUGUGCUUCCCGCCCCCCUUCUCGUUGAUCUCCUCGGCUCCCUCCUCACCGACCACGGGUCAGCACUUUUACACCCCCAACCCCCAGACCAUCCAGGCUUCGCCAACCGGCGGCGCUCCCUGCCGGCGCCUGGUUGUCAUCGCGGUCUUGGAGUACGACAAGAACGAGGUGACCCUCGCCGCGCAAAAUGACGACUACCCCAACCCGCUGUUCAAGCACCGGGCGCACUUCGAUGUGGCCGGCGUCGAUGCCGAGAUUGUCCUCUCGGUUUGGAUCAAGUCCCUGGAUUCCGGCGAGCAGGUAUUCGUCGGGUCCAAUCGCAGCCGGCCGAAUUUGGUGGAGGGAAAGACCUUCGACGAUUGGAUGCCCCUUUUCAAUGAGCAGGGCGACCUGAUCGGCGAGCUGGAGAUCCAGACCUCCUUCAAGAAGCCCGAGAAAAAGCGUCUUGCCAUCGAGGACUUCGAGCUGCUCAAAGUCAUCGGCAAGGGGUCUUUCGGCAAGGUGAUGCAGGUCCGCAAGAAGGACACCGGACGCAUCUACGCCAUGAAGAUCAUUCGCAAGCAAAAUAUCGUCGCCCGCGACGAAGUCGAGCACACGAUCGCCGAACGUCGGGUCCUGGCCCGGCUGACGCAUCCAUUCAUUGUUUCCCUCAAAUUUUCAUUCCAGACCCCCGACAAGUUGUACCUGGUCUUGGCCUUCGUCAAUGGUGGCGAGCUCUUUAAGCACCUCCAGGACGAAGGGUCCUUCGAUGAGCGCCGGGCCCGAUUCUACACGGCCGAGCUAUUGAUGGCCCUGGAGUAUCUACAUGGCUUUGACAUUGUCUAUCGCGAUCUCAAGCCCGAGAAUAUCCUCCUCGACUCGAAUGGGCACAUUGCCCUCUGCGACUUCGGCCUCUGCAAGGUAAACAUGACCUCUGGCAAGAAGACCAACACCUUCUGCGGGACUCCGGAGUACCUGGCCCCGGAGCUCCUCCUCGGGGAGGGCUACACCAAGGUGGUUGACUGGUGGACCCUCGGUAUCCUACUUUACGAGAUGAUCACCGGGCUACCUCCCUUCUUCGCCGAUGACAUCGAGGAGAUGUACCAAAAGAUCCUGAAUGCGCCUCUGGUCUUUCCGCCGGAGGUGUCACCAAAGGCGCAGUCCCUGCUGCGCGGCCUGCUAGACCGGUCACCAUCGACGCGCCUCGGCUCGGGUGGCGCCCACGAGAUCCGCGCGCAUCCCUUCUUCGCCGACAUUCGCUGGGAUAAGCUCCACGCCCGGCAGGUGGCCCCGCCCUUCCGGCCGGAGGUUGGCGGGCAGACGGACACGCGGAAUUUCGACGAGGAGUUCACCACCAUGAUGCCGGUCGACUCGGUUGUCGAAAGCGGCGACCACCUCAGCAGCAGCGUUCAGGCCCAGUUCGACGGCUUCACCUAUGUGGCCGAGAGCAAGAUGACCUACGCCGCGACGCCUCACAUGAGCAGCUUCCGGCCCUCAUCAAGUCACCGCGGCUUCUGA
Messenger RNA from Fonticula alba, 1806 nucleotides. RefSeq names its product AGC/AKT protein kinase. Gene Ontology annotation, molecular function: ATP binding; protein serine/threonine kinase activity. The record is from RefSeq and is a predicted model, not a curated record. NCBI's taxonomy places the organism in Eukaryota, Rotosphaerida, Fonticulaceae. The coding region runs from base 1 to 1806 and encodes 601 amino acids. The transcript is spliced from 8 exons. Gene Ontology annotation, biological process: protein phosphorylation.